AUGGCGAUAGGCAAAAGGUCUUGCAGCAUCGUCUGCUUGGUAUCUAUCCAGAUCAUCUUGAUUUUCAGCGCAUCGUGGCCUGGAGCGGAGGGUCUCACGUUCCCCCAGCAAUACACGAUAAUGCACUGGGCCAGGCGUAUUGAGCAGGAGAUUGACAGAGUCUUUCAGCACAUCACUGGAGCUCAGCAGUUGAAAGGGAUAUACAACGAAGAGAGACGACGGUUUAGUCUGGUGAAGAAUCAGCCCCGGAAGAUUGUGGAGAAGGUGGCCUCAGAUAUAGAGAAACUCCUGGCAAAGAAGCGCAAAGCACUCGAUAGGUUAGCCAAUGAAGCAGAGCGGCUCCAGCGAGAGCACCUAUGGCAAGACGGAAUCAAGGAGCUGGACAUGGCUUACUAUGACUCAAAGGCAGAGCUGGAUUAUUAUUCCAUGGAUGGAGAAGGAGAGGUGGAGAACCCUUCGCACAUCAAGCUGGAGUUUGUGUAUGAUCCAAACUUCAAAAACAACGUCAACUAUUCCUACACUGCUGUUCAGAUUCCCACAGAUAUUUAUAAAGGAGCUCCAGUCAUUCUGAAUGAGCUGAACUGGACGCAGGCACUGGAGAAAGUGUUCAUGGAGAACAGUCAGGAGGAUCCGUCACUGCUGUGGCAAGCGUUCGGGAGUGCGACGGGCGUCACUCGCUACUACCCAGCCACCCCGUGGAAAGCCCCUGAUAAAAUCGACUUGUAUGACGUCAGGAGGAGGCCCUGGUACAUCCAGGGAGCCUCAUCACCCAAAGAUAUGGUCAUUCUUGUUGAUGUGAGCGGCAGCGUCAGCGGACUUACCCUCAAACUGAUCAAAGCGUCAGUGAUGGAAAUGCUGGACACUUUGUCUGAUGAUGACUAUGUCAACGUGGCCAGGUUUAACGAGAAGGCUGAGGCUGUGGUUCCCUGCUUCAAGCAUCUCGUCCAGGCUAACGUGCGCAACAAAAAGAUCUUCAAGGACGCAGUGCAGCAGAUGCAGGCUAAAGGCACCACUGACUACAAGUCUGGAUUUCAUUUUGCUUUCAACCAGCUGUUAAACAAGACAAAUGUCCCUCGGGCGAACUGCAAUAAAAUAAUAAUGCUGUUUACGGAUGGAGGAGAGGACAGAGCUCAGGAUGUCUUCAUGCAAUACAACUGGCCCAAUAAAACGGUUCGAGUUUUCACCUUUUCUGUGGGUCAACACAACUAUGAUGUCACACCUUUGCAGUGGAUCGCUUGCACCAAUAAAGGUUACUAUUUUGAGAUCCGUUCCAUCUGUGCUAUAAGGAUUAACACCCAGGAGUACCUUGACGUGCUGGGACGCCCCAUGGUCCUGGCAGGCAGCGAUGCCAAGCAGGUUCAGUGGACCAAUGUGUAUCAGGAUGCAUUGGGCCUUGGCAUGGUGGUAACUGGGACUUUGCCUGUAUUUAAUCUCACCAUGGAUGGAAACUCACAGAAUCAGCUGAUAUUAGGUGUCAUGGGAGUCGACGUGCAUCUUGACGAGAUAAAACGACUAACACCGCGGUACAAUCUUGGAGCCAAUGGAUACAUAUUUGCUAUUGAUCCAAAUGGAUAUCUUCUCCUUCACCCUAAUCUUCAGCCAAAGCUCGUGAACCUCCCCGAGCCUGUGACACUGGACUUCCUGGAUGCAGAGGUUGAGGACAGCAAUAAAGAGGAGAUCCGAAGACAAAUGAUUGAUGGAAGACCAGGGGAAAUGCAGGUCAAGACUCUUAUCAAGUCGAUUGAUGAGCAAUACAUUGAUGAGGUGUACAGGGGUUACACCUGGACUCCUAUCAACGGUACAGAUUACAGUCUUGGUCUGGUAUUACCCCCCUACAAUGAAUUCUACAUCCAGGCAGACCUGAGUGAUGUGAUGCUGCAGCUCCAGUAUAUGCAGUCAUUGCUGCCCAGCUCUUUUGAAUCUGCAGGGCAUGUAUUCCUGGCUCCAAGGGAAUACUGCAAACGUCUGCAUCUUUCUGACAACAACACCCAGUUUUUGCAGAGCUUCCUCUCACUCAUGCUGGACAUGUCCCCAGAAUCGGAUGAGUGUGACCAAGGCCUCAUCCACAACCUAAUUUUGGAUUCUAGGAUUAUCGGGCAGCUGGCAUCACGUGUUUGGAAGAACAAGGAUCUGAAUUCGUACGGCUUCCUGGCUGUGUUUGCAUCAACUGAUGGAGGAAUAACACGGGUUUUCCCCAACAUAGCUGCUGAGUUAUGGGAUGAGGAUCCUGAACCUUUUAAUUCAAAUUACUACAGACGGAGCCUCGACAACAAAGGCUACAUGUUCAGAGCUCCGUCGAGAUCCUCCUUGGACGACCCUUUAGGUGCAGAAAACGGCACGGUUGGAAUUCUGGUUAGUUCAGCUGUUGAGGUUAAUUUAGGAGGCAAACUGCUCAAACCUUCAGUGGUCGGAGUAAAGCUGGAUUUAGAGGCGUGGGUGGACAAGUUUAAGAUCCUGGCCAGCAACGUGUCAGACAGUCGACAGGGCUCACACAAGUGUGGACCAUCCAGAAGUUGUGAGAUGGACUGUGAAGUGAACACUGACGACCUCCUCUGCUAUCUCAUUGAUGAUGGUGGCUUCCUGGUCAUGUCCAAUCAGAGAGAUCACUGGAAAAAGAUUGGUCUUUUCUUUGGCGAUGUGGACCCUUACCUGAUGCACGCACUCUACAACAACUCAAUCUUCACUCGGCGUCAGUCUUUUCACUUCCAGUCUGCAUGUGAACCAGUCAGCAGCAGCCACACGGGCGCAGCACCGAGGGGCAUCUUUGUGCCAUCCAUCGCUGACAUCCUCAGCCUGGCAUGGUGGACAUCCACAGUGGCAUGGUCUGUGACCCAGCAGCUACUGUAUGGACUGGCGUACAACAGCUGGCUCUACCAAGAUGAUGUCCUGGUCGACGGUUUUGAGACAAAGGAAAGCAGCUGUGUGACCAUCCAAAGCCAGUUCUACUUCACAAACACCACCAACUCGUACAACGUGCUGCAGGACUGUGGAAACUGCUCACGGCUGUUCCACGCAAAGCGGAUAGAGAACACCAACCUCCUCUUUGUGGUCGCUGAGACGCUCCCCUGCAGCUCAUGUGAGAUAGAGAGACUGACGCAGGUCAGGACAGAGUUUCAGGAGGAGAAUCCAUGCGAAGUACUGAGCAACGCACGAUAUCGCAAAGGCCCGACUUCCUGCUUUGACUACAGUGCCUUAGAAAACACAUCAGAGUGUGGACGGGGUCAUGCUCUGCAGUCCUCCAUAGGAGUCCUCCUCUUUAUUCAGCUUAUUCAGCCUCUUUUUCAUCUCUGA
This is a messenger RNA of Chelmon rostratus (copperband butterflyfish), 3291 nucleotides long. Its product is annotated as voltage-dependent calcium channel subunit alpha-2/delta-2-like. Bases 1 to 3291 code for a protein of 1096 amino acids. Lineage: Eukaryota; Metazoa; Chordata; Actinopteri; Chaetodontiformes; Chaetodontidae. The transcript is spliced from 38 exons. The record is from RefSeq and is a predicted model, not a curated record. Gene Ontology annotation, molecular function: voltage-gated calcium channel activity. Gene Ontology annotation, cellular component: voltage-gated calcium channel complex.